CUGUACAGACUGACCUGGUGGUCCAGAUAUAGCCAGGAGCCUCGGAUUGAUCUCACAGGGUCCCAGAUGACCUCUGACCCAGUGAACUCUGACUCCAGCCCGGAUUCGAAUUGCUUGCAGAGAGCUGUUCUGUGGCUCUGUGGUCUGAAUGGUUCAAGCUCUGGCUUUGUAUAUCCAGUUAUUGAAAACAGUGAACUUAACUCCCUGCAGGAGGAGCCACUCUGGAGAAGAGUUUGCAAUGUAAAUGCCCUCCUGCUACUGGCUGUAAAUGUGUUUCUAUGGGGAUACUUCGCCUAAUGUGCAGGUUUCAUUAAAUACUGAAGAUGAUGUUAUCAGCCAGCAGUACUAGACUGUUCUGUUAACAUUGUUUGAUUAAAGGCUUGGUCCAGUGGCUAAACCAAUUCUGUAUUCUGUGCAACAACAGAUAAGUAAUCUUAUCAGGAAAGAGAUUUUUGUCUAACAAUGAUCAAGGGACACUGAUUUAACCACUGAAAAGGUAUUCAACUGAUUUACAAGGUCUGUAAUCACUGUUUAAACACUCUUUGAAAAGGAAACUGAGAGUCCUCAUUCAUUCAAGGGAAAUUAUUUGGACACCAGUCAAUAAAUGGAAAAAUAAAUGGGUACGCUGGUUUUCAUGUAUAAAACUGAAUGUGACAUGAGAAUGUGCGUACCGAAUUUCCCACAGAUAAAAUGCCAGGGAAAACGACAAUUUCCUAUGUUUAUGGGACAUGGAGAUGUUAACACAUGUCUGAGACUGUACAUUUGCUGAGGUGCACUGACAUCCAUGAUGCACAGGAGGUAAAGCACACAGAUCCAUCUCCCCAGAAAGAAAACGAAGUGCCAGAUGGACAAAUGCACUCACUCACUAACAUGGCAUGCCUAUGCCACAGGAGCUGUGGAUAAACCCUACCCAGGUCCACCAAAGCGGAGUGCAGCAGCUAUAUAGUUAAGAAUAACAAACACAUCUGAGUCAUGCAGGCAUUACAUCAGAGAUGGGGGCUUCUAAUUGCAGCAAUCCUUCCUUCAUGUGCCGUCAGUUCUGACUUUCCUGAGCCCACAACAGUAGCAGCAACACUCUGUCGAUGUGCAGUAACAAUUCUGCCAAAUGUACGGUUAUUUGAACCGGCUGCAUUGGCUGCUCUUGUGACUCUUUAUUCUUGUUGCCUAUUGCUUAUUAUUAUAUAUUGUUGCUUUUUUAUCAUUAUUACAAACCACCAAAUAAAUCAUUUUUAAGGCCUCACCACCAGUGAACAGCACCUCAAUCUCACACUCUUUUGCUUGUAUUGUCACUGCAUUAUAAUAAUUAUUGUGCUAAUAAUCUUUACAUAAAUC
Morone saxatilis (striped sea-bass) is the source of this 1332-nucleotide messenger RNA. Its product is annotated as sodium/glucose cotransporter 4-like. Gene Ontology annotation, biological process: transmembrane transport. Gene Ontology annotation, molecular function: D-glucose:sodium symporter activity. Gene Ontology annotation, cellular component: plasma membrane. NCBI's taxonomy places the organism in Eukaryota, Metazoa, Chordata, Actinopteri, Moronidae. The record is from RefSeq and is a predicted model, not a curated record.